AAGAAAGGCGAAAGCCGUAAGUUAUACCACCACCACCAACAAAACAGCAACAAUAAUAAUAACAACAAUAAUAAAACACGUUGUAGAUCCAUCGUGGAUCACAAUGUAUUGCAAUACAAGUUACAUUUAAAGAGUGCCAUAUUUUUACAUGUAAUUAAAAAAGAAAUAUUGUAUAUUUGGGUACAAUAUGUGUAGAUGUAAAAGAGAGAAGGAUAUGUUUAAAAGUUGUUUUAUUUUGCCUUAAUGUAUCAAAAGGUGUAAUUUCUGUGCGGUUCUUCUUCUCUGUUAUAGUGAUAUAUGUAUUUCGGUGUUUUAAACCCAGCCCACUGGAGAAGGUGGGGUUUGUCGGAAUGCGAGUGUGGAAAAAAAACACACAGAACAGUCGGCCGCGCUGCAUUGUGGGAAGUCAUUGGUCCUCCAGCGUACAGUCUCCAAACCCAUCCAUCGUAAAAAUGGCUGCCUCGGCGGCAGCGGCGGCUUCUUCCACCGGGUUGUGCCCAAGCUUCGCCGUGAUCUGCUCUUUUUUAGAGCGUUAUGGGGCCCUUUUGGAUCUGCCGGAGCUGACGUUCACGCAGCUGGAGCGCUAUCUGCAGGAAACGUCCACAGUUCCGAAGCUGCUGGUAGACCUCCAUGUAAAGCUGCUUCGGAAAAUCGGGAAGUCUGUUUCUGCAGACAGAUGGGAGAAAUAUCUUGUAAAGAUCUGCCAGGAUUUCAAUACCACCUGGGCAUGGGAACUGGAAAAGAAGGGAUAUCGUGAGAUGACUGUGGAGUGUAAGACUGGAAUUCUCAAGUAUUUGUGUGAAAGCCAGUUUGACGACAAUGUCAAGUUCAAGACAGCCAUCAACGAAGAAGACCCUGAUAAAAUGCGUCUUCAGCCCAUUGGCAGAGAUAAAGAUGGCCUGAUGUAUUGGUUCCAACUUGACCAGGCUCACAACGUGAGGGUGUACGUGGAGGAGCAGGAUGAUUUAGAUGGCUCAUCCUGGAAAUGUGUUGUCAGAAACAGAAAUGAUCUGGCACAGAUCCUUGCCCUCCUGAAGACCCAGAUUGAUCCUUCACUGUUGGUCAAAAAGGAUCAGGAGGAAGGUUCUACUAGUAUCAGCCCAAACCCAGAAACAGAAGAAAACAAGAAGAAAGAGGAUGAUGCAGAGAAAGACAAGGAUCUGAAUGAAGAGAAGUCUCUCAGAACUGAAGAUGCAACAUUAGGGCAAACUGAUAAUAAAAAGCAAGAAAUUGCAGAGGAAACAGAAGCACUAAUGGACAAAGACACUAAAGAUGUCAAAUCUGAAAAGCCUGAUGUAGUCGAGAAAAUCGUUAGCAAAGUGGUUAAAAUGGAGCCCAUGGAAGUGGAUGAUCAAGCAAUCAACAGCACAGCAUCAGAGUCAACAUCGGAAAAGAAUGGUGGCCUGCUGAUUUCAGAAAACACAGAGGAGGUGAAGAAGAAAUCGGAUGAGAUACAGAAAACUUUGAAAAAUGACCAGCAGGCUAAGAUCCCCCUGAAAAAGCGUGAGAUGAAACGAAGUGAGGAUUUUGACAAUAGCAAUUGUGGUGGCAGCAGCAUCAUCGUGCGUAACCCAGCUGUGAAAGAAGUGCGGCCCACCGGAGAAGAAAAUGGAUUGAGCAGUGAGAAUCUCAACGGGAUUGUCUCACCUCCUGCAGCGAACCAAACUUGCACAGAGGAAUCCAUGGAAGAGAUGGAAACUGCUGCUUCUAAGGGAGAUCAAAAAACAUCAACAAAGCCAGAAGAGGCAGCUCAGACAACUAAGAAAUCAUCUGAAUCUACAGCGACCCAGAUGCAAACUGAUUUGAAGAAGGCUGAAAAGCCAGCCAAGAUGGACGUUGCAAAAGCCUCAAAGCCUCUCGACGAGGAAGCACCUGAAAAGUCUUGUGUGAUGAAACCUACGGACAAAGCUGAGAUUGACAAGAAAACAGAGACCAUAAAAGAGUGUCAAUGUCCUAAUGAGAGAGAGAUGGAUAACAAACAAGAAGAAAUAAUAAAACAUGAGUCUGGUCAGACUGAUAAAAAGGAUGAUACAGCCUUGAAUAAGAAUGCAGAUGCUGCAAAAGAUGACAAAACACAAACGGGGCCUGACACUGAGACACCUACAUUACAACACUCUAUAAAGCAGCAAAGCACUGCUCAUGAACAAAGUAAGCUUACUGUCAAGACAGUGGACAAGCCUAGCAUGUCUGAAGCAUCAUCUACAAUUCAGAAGGACUGUGCCUUAAUGGAAGGUGAUAAACCUGAAUCAGGUUCCACAGAGCAAACAAAGAAACAGGAGCUACCUAUAGUGGAGAAAAUCCCAAUUAAGGAAAAGGAAGACUCUGAACCUUUAAAUAAAAAGGAGAAAUUGCUAGAUGAUUCAAAUACAUCCAAGGAGAACGAAAAACCAUCCUCGCCAAAAGCUAAUGAAAAGACUGAAGACUGUGUGACUGUGUGUGAAGUGCCCAACAGGGAACCUGCAGCAAAAGCAUCUUUAAAAUCAGAUCGUGACCCAACGUCGGAUAAUGCAACUAUUAGAAAGAUAGAAGGAACUAAUUCAAUUAGUAGCCAAAAAGAUAAAGAAUCAGCAGAUCAGGAGAAACCAGAUGCUCUGAAAAUGGCUGAGGAACCUCCUCCUGCUGUAUCCAAAACAGAGGAAGUAAUAAAUGAGGAAAAGACUGAAGGUGUUUCAGCAGAAAACAAAAAUGAUGAGGUAUCCACAGAAAACAAAGAUGCUGAACAUCAAAAGAAGGCUUGUAGUGAGAAAGUUGGGCAGGAUGAGACUCCUGUUAAGGAGAACGAGGCUUCUACGAGGGAGUCCAACAAAAAUCAGAAAGAAAAUGGUGAACAAAAAAGUACUUCUGAGGAGGAAACGAGUGUUAGUGGGGAAUUGGCCAAAGACCAGAAUCAAGCAAAGGAAAAGGAGACUGCUGAGAUGAGUCAAGGAGAAAACGAGAGCAAAGUGGUGUCAGAUGUACCGCAAGAAGGUAUCCGUCUAAAAAUCAAGGUCCCAGCUCACAAGCGAAGAGCAGAGCUGCAGCGAGAAGAGGGAAAGGGUGACUCUGAGACUGAGCCAAGUGAAGGGCGAUGUCUAAGGCGCUCGCCGAGGAUUUGCAGACCAACGGCCAAGGUAGCAGAAAUCCACGAUCGGAAGGUAGAGAAGAAACAGGUCACGCCUUCGGUCGAGAAGGAGGAAAAUGAAGAAAAGGAGGGAGAUGAAAAUACGGUACAAAAAAAGCCAAGAGAAAAGAAGGUUGAUCAAGAAGGACAAGCUAAACCAAAGGGAAGACGGCAAAGGCGGGUGCGCUGGUCCAGGGUCCGGUCACGACGCAAAAAGAAAGAGUCUGAGGAAGAUGAGGAGAGUUCGAGUGAGGAAGAGGAGACAGAGGAGGAUGACAGUGACGAGGAUUACCAGGUGAAAAAGAAAAGGAGAAGGAGAAACCGCGAUAGGAACAGCUCUGAUACUUCUACCUCGUCUUCAGAUGACCUUCCCCCAAACGAUGACCCCUGCAAACACUGUGGCCUGCCAAAUCAUCCUGAGCUGAUUCUGCUGUGCGACUCAUGUGACAGCGGGUAUCACACAGCGUGUCUUCGACCUCCUCUCAUGAUCAUCCCUGACGGUGAAUGGUUCUGUCCGCCGUGCCAACAUAAACUGCUUUGUGACAAGCUUGAAGAGCAGUUACAGAAUCUAGAUGUUGCCCUUAAAAAGAAGGAACGUGCUGAGCGGAGGAAAGAGCGACUGGUCUACGUUGGAAUCAGCGUUGAGAAUAUAAUCACACCUACUGUUGAAACAGAGGAAGUAAAACAAGAAGAGGUGGUGAAAGAGAAGAAGGAGGCCAAGAAAAGCAGGUCCUGGGGCCGAAGAUCAACCAGGGCAAAAAAAUAUAUAAGCUACAGGUUUGAUGAGUUUGAUGAAGCUAUCGAGGAGGCAAUUGAGGAAGAUAUCAAAGAGGCUGAGGGAGGAGGAGCAGGCCGUGGCAAGGACAUGGCGAAUAUCACAGGCCACCGAGGGAAGGACAUAUCCACCAUUUUGCAGGAAGGAGGGAAAGAAAAUGGGCGGCCUAAGCGUACAAAUGCUGGACAGCGAAAGAAAAAACGGCGGCGCCUCAACGAUCUGGACAGCGACAGCACCGUGGAUGAAGAGGAGAGCGAAGAAGAGUUCCGCCUCAGUGACAGCAGUGAGGAGGAGGAAUUUGUGGUGUCUGAAAAUGACGUGGACAGCGAGGGAGAGGGGCAAUCCUUUGACAGCGACUUCGGCAGCGACGGCCAGGGACCAACUACAACAAUUUCAUCGAGGCGGAGACCGACUAAACGGUUGAACACACGACCCCGCAGGCGCCGCAGACCUAGGGGAUACUCUGAUGAUGAAGAGCUCGAGGAUACUGAUGAUGAGGAGGAAGAGGAAGAAAUAGUGACUGAAGGUUCCAGUGAGUUUAGUGACAGUGACCUGGACAUGCGCAGACGUCGUUCCCACCGGAGCCAGAAAAAGGAGGUCAAUUACUGCGAGGCAUCUGACUCUGAUGGCUCCCAGGGAAGCACUAACAGGGACAAGGCCAAGAAGCGUAGACUCUUAUCCAGCUCCGAGAGUGAUGAGAGCUUCCAUUCUAUGAACUCUGACGAGGAAGAUAGAAAGAGUAAAAAGCAGGGUGUAGUCCUGUCGGAAGAGGAGUCUCGUAAACGGCGCAGGCGCCUGUCAUUAAAGCGCAGAAGGGAGUCUGAAGACGACGACAAUAGCAGCAAUUCGGAUGAUUCAGAGGAAGAGGAACGGCCUGUCCGCAAACGGGUAAACCGAAUUGAUUCGGAUGACAGCGACGAGGAGGAAAAAGAGAAGGAGGAGGAGAAGAAGAACACUGAGAAAGAGCCAGAAGAUGGUGCAGCAAAACGAUCGAGCCCUCUAGACUAUAACCUGGAACUUCCUCCUGCUAACGGACAAAGCCCUAUGAAAUCUCUGGAGGGUUUGGUCCCACGGCCUGCCUCUGGCGUGGCUAACCCUGCUCUUACGAGUCAAAUAGGGCUGAAAAACAACAGCGCUCCACAGCCAGUGUCUGUCGGUGCCAAUGGACUGGUUCCCCAGGAGGUGGCGCCGCAGGAUGAAGAUGAGGAUGACCUGUUUGGGGUCACAGACCUUGUAGACUAUGUCUGCAACAGUGAACAGAUGUGAACAGUCUGUCCGUUUUUUUUUUUUUUUUGUCUCCCCAUUUGUGUCCAAGCUCCCAUCACGUUUCUCAAUAAUAUCCCUUUAUUAUUUUUGCUUUCGUAUCAUUGCCAUGCUUCACACAGUGGUCCAUGGACCUCCUCACAGCAGGCUCGGUGUUCUGCAAAAAAAACAAAAAAACAGUGACAACUCUGGCGAUGUAGCGAGCAGGGUACCAGAAGACUCAAGACUCCAUUUUGCUCGCUACUUCGAGCCGUCUAAGCCACUGCAUGAACAUCCUUAGCUUGACCUCCAUGUUAGUCGCUGCUGGCUGAUUGAAGCACCUAAACACCGGUUGUAAAUAAAUUCACCAAAACUAAGGUGUUGUCAGUGGGGCCCGUCAUUAAAAGAUUCCCUAAGACAGUUUUAUUUUUUUAAACUUUUGUGAAUAAUAUACCAAGCCUUUUGGAAAACAUAGAACCUUUCAAUCAUCUAUUUUACACUAAUGUAGCCAUUCCUUCAGAAACAAAAACCAGUUUCAUUAAAUAUUCUUUCAUUUCUUUGUUGUCUAUUUACCCAAAUGUUCUUAUACUGCACUGUUAUAGAAUUUGUUUUCGGGGAGGGUUGAGAAAUCAGAGAGAUUAACAUGGAUCCAAGGCACCAAAAAAAAAAACCUCUCAAGAAAUACAGCCGAGCCAAGGUCUAGACAUUGUUACCAGCUUUUAUUACAACCAUAUCUCUGACUGUUAAGAAAAUCAUGUAUUGUAUGCCCCAUUUUUUUAAAUCAUUUAUUUACAACACAUUGGUGAAUAAUGAUUUUUUGUUGUUGUUUAAAGCUGGUUGCUUUUGUACCUGAUUUAAAAGCUGUAGGUUGGUUUUGUUAUGCUAUUUAUUCUUUAAAAUUAUUUAACUAAUUGCAGUUCAAUCUUCUAUGGAUUAAUGAGAGCAGCAGAUGUGAAUUCUCUGGAAUUUCACAAUAUGGGGGAAAAACAACAAACUUUUUUUUUUAAGGAAGCAUUUGGAUGUGGGACUUAAAAUGUUCCAUUAUUCAGUCGUCUUGUUCAUUAUGCGAUUAUUGUAGUUGGAUUUCUUUUUUUUUUUUUUUUUUUUUUUUGCCCCUGUAAUUUAAAAACGAAACGAACAAACACUACGGCAGCUCGUCAGUGCAUCGAAUGCCAAAUUCAAACCGCGUCAAUUGUGAUCCAUAUCUACAUGUUUACAUGUGUAAAAACAUGGACUUUUCAGAACAAAUGCUUUUUUUCCCUUCCUUUUUUUAUUUUAAUGACUUUUUCUUAAAAGCGGCUCUGAUUUUCACUUUCUAAAGAAAGUGUUAUGUCAUUUAUGUAUUAUCUGUGGAUUCCAUGCAAGUUAUUCCUUCAUCUCCAUUUUAAUACAAGUAUUUAAUAAAAGGGUCUUUUCA
This is a messenger RNA of Silurus meridionalis, 6534 nucleotides long. RefSeq names its product remodeling and spacing factor 1b, tandem duplicate 1 (gene rsf1b.1). Gene Ontology annotation, cellular component: RSF complex. The transcript has 16 exons. The record is from RefSeq and is a predicted model, not a curated record. Gene Ontology annotation, biological process: regulation of DNA-templated transcription. NCBI's taxonomy places the organism in Eukaryota, Metazoa, Chordata, Actinopteri, Siluriformes, Siluridae. The coding region runs from base 351 to 5141 and encodes 1596 amino acids.